Molecule: messenger RNA, 3290 nt
Organism: Hippocampus zosterae (dwarf seahorse)
Lineage: Eukaryota; Metazoa; Chordata; Actinopteri; Syngnathiformes; Syngnathidae
Product: beta-1,4-N-acetylgalactosaminyltransferase 3-like
Exons: 20
Coding region: 178-2211 (677 amino acids)
Cellular component (GO): Golgi cisterna membrane
Molecular function (GO): acetylgalactosaminyltransferase activity
Source: RefSeq, a predicted model, not a curated record
CGUGUGCUGUUCGGGGCCAUUCUGGUCAUCGCGGCGGUAAUCGUUGUGUCCAAAGCGCGGUGGGGAGAAGGCACCGGUAAAUUCGGCAACUUCGGAAAAGAUGACCAUGGGGGCUGGUGGGGCGCCACGUUUGACCAGAAGGUUGGAGUGGGCCAUGCACUGGAGGAUUCUGGAUUUAUGCCGCAAGCCUGGAAACCAGAGUAUAAAGGCCGAGCUAAUUUGCAUGUGUUUGAGGACUGGUGCGGCAGCUCCACGGACGGGCUACGUCGCAACCUGCACUACCCACUGUACCCUCACUCAAGGACCACAGUGCACAAGCUCGCCGUCUCGCCGCAGUGGACCAACUAUGGGCUCCGGAUCUUCGGUUAUUUACAUCCUUACACCGACGGAGAGUUUGUGUUCUCCCUGAGCUCUGACGAUAACUCCGAAUUCUGGCUCAGCACGGAUGAGUCUCCCUCCAAUCUGCGGUUACUCGCAUGGGUUGGAAAGACUGGGUCUGAGUGGACAGCCCCAGGCGAGUUUGAGAAGUAUACCAGUCAGAUCUGCAAAGCAACUCGGCUUUCUGCUCAUAGGCGAUACUUUUUCGAAGUGAUCCACAAGCAGAAUGACAAAGGCACUGACCACGUGGAAGUGGCUUGGAAGCUGUUGGAUGAGGAUUCCAGGUUUAUGGUCAUCGAGUCCAAGUACAUCUCUCUCUAUGCCAAUGAAUCAGCACUGCUUAUGAACGACGUUGCGCACAUCCCACAGACGGCCGCGAGCCACCGUGAUUCCGUGAAGCGCGACGCCGCCACGAUAGACCUGCUGUGGGAAGACCCCAGAGACGCUCUUCACCAAGUGCCUUUGAUCGACGACAGUUUCCUGCAAGGCAUUCUGCCCAGCUGCGAAUACAAGCCCAGCUACACUAUCAAAGACUACCCCCUCACUCGAUACCAGGGACUCCAGUUUGUCCACAUGUCCUACGUAUAUCCCAACGACUACACUCGACUGACACAUAUGGAAGGAGCGGACAGCUGCUUCUACCCCGAGAAACCCAACCACAUGAAGACGUCUGGAGUUUCUCGAUAUAUGAGACUAGAUCCACCUGAUGAGCUGAAAAAGAAAAACACACCCAUUGGGGAACCAGGAAGAGACAAGGCCCUCACCUCGGCACACGUGGUUGACAAAAAGGUGGACUGGAGUCAGACUUUCCAGGUCUUUCACGUGGACCUGCAUGCUAAGCGCACCAACAAUCUUGACCUGCGCUGCAACAUCUCGGGAAACCUGCUGCUGCACUCCAGCGACGCGCUGCCCGUCGUCACAGCUUUUUUGGCUCAACUCAACAAGAACCACGGAGACCUCUUCAAACUGUUGCGUGUGGUUAACGUGGAAAAGCAUUUAGAUGGCACCCAGGGCAGCCGCUACCUCCUGGAACUGGAGCUGAAGGACGCCCAGGGCCAACCGCUGCGCCUGUCGCACUACAUCUACACCCCGAUACGCCGUCACACGCGCAGCCAGGACCUGGACUCCCAGCGGUCCAAACCUCAGCUGGUGCUGUGCAACCCAAUCGGCUUCCGCUGGAACCCCGUGGCCAUGAUCCAUUUCAUCGUGCCAGUAAGAAACCAGGCUCGCUGGGUACAGCGGCUCAUCGACGACAUGGCGGGCUUGUUCAAGGCGACGGGUGACACCAACUUUAACCUCAUCAUCGUUGACUAUAACAGCACCGAUAUGGAUGUGAGAGCAGCCCUCAAGAAGUCCUCCCUGCCCAGGUACCAGUAUGUGAAGCUGAGUGGCAACUUUGAGCGCUCCGCUGGUCUCCAAGCAGGCGUCAACCUAAUAGAUGACGACCACAGCAUUGUGUUUCUUUGCGACCUCCACAUCCAUUUCCCUCCCUCCAUCAUGGAUAGCAUUCGGAAACACUGUGUAGAGGGAUUCAUGGCUUUUGCGCCCGUGCUUAUGAGGCUGGACUGCGGGGCAACUCCAUUGGAAGGCAGAGGUUAUUGGGAGGUUCACGGCUUUGGCUUACUGGGCAUCUAUAAGUCUGAUCUGGAUGCGGUGGGAGGAAUGAACACCAAAGAGUUCACCGACCGCUGGGGAGGGGAAGACUGGGAGCUCCUCGACCGGAUACUCCAGGCCGGACUAGAGGUGGAGCGGAUCCACCUGCGCAACUUCUUCCACCACUACCACUCCAAGCGCGGCAUGUGGAACCAUCGCAUGUCAUCCGGUCCAAGCUGACCCGAUCAAAACCUAUUCGAGGACCGCCCAGAGACUUUAACAGCCUCCUGCUUUCCAAUUUUCAUGACUACUAAUCAGCACAACAGGGUGGCACAGGGUGACCAGUGAAGGUCAUCGCCACGUCGAUGGUACUGAUAACAUCAGAGUUGUUUUCACUGGAUGUACGACAGAGGAAGGUACUCGCCAACUUAGGUUCGACUCAGUAUGCAAGCGCGUAAAUGUCGGUGUAGUGUAUGUCGCCGUCUGCAAUAUACUCUACCGGAAGCAUCACUCCAUGGAUAAAUACACAUAAAUGUCUUAAAUCUUAAAUUCAUGUUAAUCUCAACUGGAAAAGUUGGGAGUGUAGGGUUCUGUGAAAUUUUCAAUUUUUGGCAGCAGAUAGUGUACAUAAUGAUUUAAAUUAUGGAAAAUUUAACUUUUUUCGUUUUUUAAAGUGCAUCGCUCAAUGUAUCUCUUUGCUCAUCAGUCUUAACAUUUGCUUUAUUCAAAAUAAUAGUACAAUAGUAAUAUUCUGUCGUAUUAGCCAGAGAUGAUCUGAACAUUAAAAAGUAGGGCUCUCUGUUUAAAGAUGGCAAAAAACCCACCGUACUGGUAGUUUUAUUUCUUUUGGGAAAUGUAGCAAGCAUAAAUCAACACUUAAUACAAGUUUCAUUCCCAGUGGAGGAAAAAGUUGCAAAGUGCUCUAUAAAUACUGUUGACUUGACUUGACUUUCUGAUAUGAGCUGAGCCAUGUGUUUUCAUGUGUCUGUUUUCUGAUUGUACAGAUUUUUUUUUUCUGAAUAAACUUGCUUGGGGUACAGUGGAAUUAUUUCAACCGAGUGCAGAACAGUCAUGUUCCAUGGUGGGAUUGACUCUGUACUGCAUUCAUUGUGUAAAAUCCAUUAUUUGACGCAUUCAUUAUAUAUUGAAGGAUUCAUUGCAGAAUUUUAUUUUCCUUUUAAUUUACUUUGUUAUUGUCAUUAUUACUGUUAUUUCCAAAGGAUAUAUAUUACUUGCAAUCUUCCUCUCGACUUUUGUACAAUGUGUCCUCUCUCAGGGUCUGUUUUCAAUCAGAUUUCAAAAGCAUUUCUUGGACUUCA